This is a messenger RNA of Notothenia coriiceps (black rockcod), 2984 nucleotides long. Its product is annotated as ras-related C3 botulinum toxin substrate 3. Gene Ontology annotation, molecular function: GTP binding; GTPase activity. The annotation marks the transcript as partial. Gene Ontology annotation, biological process: small GTPase-mediated signal transduction. The transcript is spliced from 5 exons. NCBI's taxonomy places the organism in Eukaryota, Metazoa, Chordata, Actinopteri, Perciformes, Nototheniidae. The record is from RefSeq and is a predicted model, not a curated record.
GGCGGUGGGUAAGACGUGUCUGCUGAUCAGCUACACCACCAAUGCCUUCCCCGGAGAAUACAUCCCCACCGUCUUUGACAACUACUCUGCCAAUGUGAUGGUGGACGGGAAGCCCGUGAACCUGGGCCUCUGGGACACAGCCGGGCAGGAGGACUACGAUAGGCUCAGACCUCUGUCCUACCCUCAGACGGAUGUGUUCUUGAUAUGCUUCUCCCUGGUCAGUCCGGCUUCCUUUGAGAACGUCCGAGCUAAGUGGUACCCUGAGGUGAGGCACCACUGCCCCAACACCCCCAUCAUCCUGGUGGGCACCAAGCUGGAUCUGCGAGAUGAUAAGGACACCAUCGAGAGGCUGAGGGACAAGAAACUGUCCCCCAUCACCUACCCCCAGGGCCUGGCCAUGGCCCGAGAGAUUGGUGCUGUGAAGUACCUGGAGUGCUCUGCGCUGACUCAGCGAGGCCUGAAGACGGUUUUCGACGAGGCCAUCCGAGCCGUGCUCUGCCCCCCGCCCGUGAAGAAGAGGGGGAAGAGGUGCACCAUGUUCUGAGGAGGGGUUUCAACACUACACUACAUCACCAUGAACAACAACCACUACUUCUCUGAGAGGAUGAGGAAACUAGCGAGAGUGAGUGUGCACUGCUGAGAUUGCUUUCUUUAUAUUGAUGUUUUUUCAGAGCGAUAUUGGCAACAAGACCAAUAUUUAAUCCAAUUUUUUUACCAUAACUGAAUGGGCUCAUAGGUUCUCAGUGACUGUCCACAUACUUUGUACUCAUAGAAACACACACGCUGCCAUGAGGGCUGACUACGGUUUCUCUUACUGUCUUCAUACUGCCUCAUCUCUUCUUUUUCAGACAUGCUUGCUUGAAUUAUUGCAGUGUUGAAUAGAUAGAAAGUGUACUAUGAAACGCCUUCAGGUCUGAAGUUACCCUCAGCUCCUGAUCCAAGAUCAGCAUGUGGAGACUAAAUGGCAUGCACACAGAAAUCUGUUGCUAGGACAGUCAAACAAGAUACCUACUGCCUGCAUUCACUCAAUCUCACAAAUAGAGCAUGGUGUCUUCAAUGUAAAUAAUGUGGUAGAAGAAUUGAGAGUGAUGAGUUAAAGGGAAUUCAGUUUUAUUUUUGUAGUUUUGGCCUCAUUCCACCAGUAUAAACGCAAAUAAAUUUGUUUUAAAAACACACAAUGUGAACAGUUAAAAACACAAUUAAGUGCUUUAAGCAACUUAUUAUUAAUCCUGUUUUUCACAAUCUAAUUAAAAAAAAAUAUUUUUUAGAUUUGCGCUAAUAUGUUGAAUUUUGUCAAAUCAGUGUAUUUCACUAAAUGACCACACAGAUACUCUUGGCCAGUUGUUCUAUAGAUGAGCUGUUACACAGGAGAACAUGUUUUGUUUCUUGCCCAUCUCAGCAAUUAUUUAAAUAAUUGCAAUGUAAUGCAUACUGAUAGGAAUGACAUCAUAAACAAUGCUCCUAUAGAAGUCAAAUAUGGAAGUGACCUAGCUUGCAUAAAAAAAACUCUGAACUCAUCACUCUUUUUUUGGUUUUCUCAUUUCUUCAAACCCACCUUCCUAAGCUUACUUUACGUUUGAGUUGAAAGUCUCGUACUUGACCUUGUGUUUAAUACUUUGACAAAAUAAUUCCUCAAGGUUCACUUAAUUGGUGUUUCCGGAGCUUCCUGUCUCACCUUGUUGCCUGAGCAGCCACCUAAUUUGCUCAAAAGACGGCUUUGAGAUGUGACUGGUAUUUCCAAAGUCAAAAAUUAAAACUUCUGAAUCUUAUCAACUAAUAAUCACAAGUUAAGCCAAGGGGAUGAAGGCUCUGGAAAAAGAGUGAACCUUGAGUUGAAAUAAUUUUGUCAAAUGAUCUGACACAAAACAUCCUUAGCCAAACCUUUCUCUGCCGGCAUCGAUCUGCGCUGUCCUUUUAGGAUGAAAAUAAAAUGUGAAUUUCUUUCUCUGGACCAACAUGUGAUCUGAGUCAAGUGUCUUUGGGUAACUUCAUCUAACUGUGAACACGUGACAGACAAGCAUGCCAAACAUGGGGGCUGAACAACCUCGCUGCCUGACUCCUGCCUCCGGGGGCGGAGGAGCUUGCAUGGGUCUUAAAAUAUUCUGUCUUAAUUUAUCCCAUCAUUUAAAUCUCCUCUCUGUUCCUGUGUGUGUGUGUGCGUGUGUGUGUGGGUGAGUGCGUCACAGGCGUGUAAAUGAACACUUGUGUGUGUGUGUGUGAGUGAGCACGCGUCGUGUCAGUGAGACAGCUUUGGUGGGGGUAGUGCAUAAAGACAGUAUUGUUUAAGCCAAGUUUUUUAGUGUCCAGUUUUUGGUACUAUUUCAUAUUGUAUUGUAGUAAUACACAAGACUUUCAACAAUCUGUGGACAUAAAGAAAGAAAAAAUGGAUAUUAACGACAUCUAGCGAUGUACAGAAUAAUCCUUAGAAAAAGGAAUGUGUUAUGAAUAUAUAUCUACAUGUACCUGAAUAUUUAGCUCUUGAAACUAAAACAAUUGAAACUAAAGGGAUUAUAGUCGCUUGUGUUGAAGUUAGAAGUGUUGCUAACAGUGUACAAUAAAGGGGCCAAUCUCUGUAGUGUUGCCUUUAUGAAAUGCAUUUCUGUUCCGGCCUGCGUGUGUCUGUCUCCCCCCCGCGGGGAGACGCAGCACUGCAGCCCAUCUGUCAUGCUGUCUUUGGUUGGCAUAGCAAUCUGUGGUUGACUCAUGUUUUGUGGUCCUGCUAGCUGAAGGUGUUGAAAUGUAGAUGAGAAACGCAGCAAAAAAAGUCUAAAAUCUACUAUUGCAUGGAAAUUCUCUGGUUAUUUGACCCACUGUAAUUCUUAGGAGAGGCUGUAUAAUGAGAUGCAUUGGCCAUGUAUGUAUGUAAUGUAAGAUGACUUGUAUACUUGUUCCAACUGUCUGUCUUAUUUUUUAUUACUUCACAUGUCUGUGUGGUGGAAUAUUUCAAUUUUUUGUAUACGAAAUACAAAUGUAUAUGUAAGGCA